Cantharellus anzutake is the source of this 1045-nucleotide messenger RNA. RefSeq lists its product as uncharacterized. The transcript is spliced from 4 exons. NCBI's taxonomy places the organism in Eukaryota, Fungi, Basidiomycota, Agaricomycetes, Cantharellales, Hydnaceae. The record is from RefSeq and is a predicted model, not a curated record. Bases 178 to 783 code for a protein of 201 amino acids.
UGGGCCAGAAGAUGAGGAGGAAGCUCGGCAAAUGUUCACAAUAACGAACCCAGGUGAAAAUGGGGGUACUGGAGAAAUGAUCGUCGAUCUGUGGUGUCAUCCAUCUAUGUCAAGUCCGUUGAGGGAAGGCCUCACUCGAGAGGUCGAGGAAUUCAUGCAGAAUCGUAUGCGCGAAAUAUGGGCAAUUCGCGUUCCCACGUGGCGUGUGCAUGCAUUGCGAAACUCUCACAUCUUCAGAAGAAGAGAUUUGGGGUUCAAAUCGCAUUCCCUGACUCCAAGCGACCAACUUGGGACCAACAACCGAUCAAGAACAUGCCUAGUCCGAGACCAGGCGACGGGUCCGAAGUGCAGUUCACGAAGCUUAGGGGUUCUCAAGCUCAACUUCCCUUGAUGGAUCGCAUGAAGCGUUUUCUACAGGUCACUCUUCGAGUCCCCGCCCAAUUCCAUCGUGACCUCAAAUCAACAAAUGUCAUCAAGCGUCUCGAGUCCAUGGGCGUUGAUGCCCAAAUAUCCAACCCCAUGGAUGACCACUUUGAAUGUCUUCUAAGUGCAGUGCGCCAGGAGGAUCUGGAAGCAGGACAACAUGACAUUUCACGCAUGGCGAGCAGAAUAUCUAAGGGAUGGCCUGCCAUAGAUCCGCUGCCCACGGCGAAACGAAAAACAAGCAGGGAAGGCAAUGUGAUCAUCAACGAGCCAGAUCGUGUGAGAGACUUGCCUCCACCUCCACGAGGCGAGGGACCGAUCACACGGGAGCGAACAAGAUCGGUACGCGUUAAGCCCUAGGAUGCAAGCGACUGCACUAUGACGAAAUAAUACGCAGUGAUGAUGAACUCCGUUCCCCGUGCCAUAGGACUCGAACAACCCACCGCUCUACACCCAGUAUAUUCCGAUGCAACCACUUUUACCGCACUUAUCCACAGUCGUCCUUUUCUCCCACCAUCCACAAUUCCUUUAAUUCACUAACGUCCUGACUGUAAUUCCUUUCCCGCGAUUCAGCGUGUAUAAUGACAGCAUGCUGGUAGGGCGUCAUUUGUAUUUGAUAUUC